Molecule: messenger RNA, 1029 nt
Organism: Saprolegnia diclina VS20
Lineage: Eukaryota; Oomycota; Saprolegniomycetes; Saprolegniales; Saprolegniaceae
Exons: 1
Coding region: 1-1029 (342 amino acids)
Source: RefSeq, a predicted model, not a curated record
AUGACUACCCCCGCGACGUUCGUGCCCAUGUCCUGCGUCAUCACCGAGGCCGGUCUCUUGGCUGCGAUCCACGAGUUCAAGCGGCGCGAGGCCAACGGCGAAGACGACGGUGACCUCCUCAUUGCCCGCAACGUGCUCCUCCUCCGCUGGAUCGACAGCUAUCAAAGCCGAGGGGCCGUCUUCCGCGCCACGUACGAGGCCGCUUUCAUUACCAAGACGACGCGCGGCGACGUCUACAUCGCCAAGGCGCACAGCAAUGUCAACUCGAUGGCGAUGGGGAGUCUCCAAAGAGCUUUUGACGUCGCCUUGAUGGGAAUGCCCUUGAAAAACAUCAGAAGCGUGGACUUUACGUAUGGUGGCCACUUUCGCACACCGGACCUCUCGAUCAAGCUAACGCACCGGGUCCGCGACGACCCCUGCAGCCAUUUGCCGCGCGGCAUCGUCGAGGUUUUGGUUCCUACCAAUACGUCGUUCAGCAGAUACCACGCCGACACGCUUACGUUCUUUGACGUCUGCCCGCCACUCCAGACCGUCCUCACGCUCGUUCUCUACCCGUUGCGGGAUGUGGAAGCGGGCGACGUUGACCAUCUCGCGGGCGAAAUGCCGGCGCUUGCGCUGCUCUACCGUCGCCUUGCCAGCGGUGUCACGAUCACGGAUGCUGUGAGCUGCGGCAACAGUCCUCUGUACGAUGAUGUGUAUCUGCCCGGCGGUGUGCGUGGCUUGCUGCGUGACGAGGUGGCUGCGAUGGCUGCCGAGCUGCCGCUUGUCGUUGAGCGACAGCCGUGGAACCAUGGGCCGUUUGUUACGCUCUAUGGCGACGACCUCUAUCGCGCCGCUGACGGUGUUGAGUACCCCAAGGACGCGCCGGCCGAUCAUCCUAAUUGCCGCGUGCAUUUGGCAACGACGAUUGCUGCCGCUAUCGAACAGCAUUCGUGGGAAGCCGCCCACCGCAACUCGCUAGCCGCCCAAGCUGCUGCGCAAGUUGCUGAUGUGCCAAUGGUUCGCUGCGUUCGUCCCCGUCAUCAUUGA